Lotus japonicus is the source of this 1425-nucleotide messenger RNA. RefSeq names its product transcription factor IIIA-like. The transcript has 6 exons. NCBI's taxonomy places the organism in Eukaryota, Viridiplantae, Streptophyta, Magnoliopsida, Fabales, Fabaceae. Gene Ontology annotation, cellular component: nucleus. Gene Ontology annotation, biological process: regulation of transcription by RNA polymerase II. The coding region runs from base 232 to 1317 and encodes 361 amino acids. The record is from RefSeq and is a predicted model, not a curated record.
UGGCCCCGGGACUACUCAAGUUUUUUUUUUUAACUUCUGGGCUUGCCUGUCAGGGUAUUCACUUCUGGGCUCUGGAAAAAUAUUUGUCACUCACUCACUUCUUCUCACUUGGCUGGGGCAGGUUUCACUCACUUCUGCUGCACUGCACUGUACUAUAUGUUUCUCGAUCACCACCAACCCUAGCCUCGCGUUUGCAUUCUCAGCAUCCCAAAGAGAGCCCAAUCAUCAACGAUGGUUGAACCUGAGGAAUAUGAAGAAAUACCAAAAUACAGAGAUAUUAGACGCUAUUUCUGUGAAUACUGUGGCAUUUGCAGGUCCAAAAAAACCCUCAUCACCACUCACAUCAAUUCACACCACAAGGAGGAGGUGGAAAAAACAGUUGAAAGAGACUCUGAAUCAGAGGCUUCAAAACCCAAAACAUGUGAGGAAUGUGGUGCUAGUUUCAAAAAACAUGCCUACUUGUUGCAACACAUGCAAAGUCAUUCAAUUGAGAGGCCGUAUGUGUGUACUGUCGAUGAUUGUCGAGCAAGUUACAAAAGAAAGGACCACUUGACUCGCCACCUUUCGCAGCAUCAAGGGAAAACUUUUAAGUGUCCUAUUGAGAAUUGCAACCGUGACUUCUCUUUACAAAGCAAUUUGAAAAGACAUGUCAAUGAGAUUCAUGAUAACAAUUGUACCUCUACUAGUGUUGAAAGUCAGAAGCACCAUGUGUGUCCAGAAAUCGGCUGUGGAAAGGUUUUCAGAUAUGCAUCAAAGCUACGAAAGCAUGAAGAUUCUCAUGUUAAGCUGGAGUCUGUAGAUGUAGUGUGCUUAGAGCCUGGUUGCAUGAAACAUUUCACUAAUGCCCAGUGUCUUAGAAACCAUGUGAAGUCCUGCCAUCAAUAUGUGACUUGUGACACUUGUGGGAGUAAGCAACUUAAGAAGAAUAUUAAGAGGCACCUCCGCGCACAUGAAGCAGGCAGUUCAUCAGAGGUGUUUCGAUGUGAAUUUCAGGGUUGUGACUGCACAUUCUCAUCAAAACCUAAUCUUCCAACGCAUGAGAAGGCUGUGCACCUUAAAGAAAAACCAUUUGUGUGUGGGUUUCCUGAUUGUGGCAUGAGAUUUGCUUACAAACACGUGAGAGAUAAUCAUGAACAAACUGGCAAACAUGUUUUUACCCUUGGGGAUUUUGAAGAAGCUGACCGACAAUUCAGGUCAGGGUCCAGGGCCAGGGGAGGGAGAAAGAGAGUAUGUCCUACAGUUGAAAUGUUAGUCAGGAAGCGAGUUACCCCACAUAGUCAAUUAGAAAAAUGGUUACAUAUGCAGGAUAGUGAAUAAGAUACCUUGAGCUUUUGUGUGUUCUUAAUCUUAACUGUCCCAAAAGAGAGUACUUCCUUCUUGUGCUUGUUUUCACCAUAUAUAUUGACUAGAAAUUAUAUAUAUUAA